AUGUCGAUAAGUCCAUUCAUAGGCAGCCCCCUGCUUGUCCGCAAGUCCAAACUGGAAGAGCGUCCUCGAAGACCUUCACUGGCUGGGAAUGCUUCAGAGCCUCUUCUACCCAGGCCGACAGAGAUGAGCCGUCGCCCACGAGGUUUGCCAGCACCAGCUGGAUUGCCAGCGGCAUUGGCACCGUCAAUGAGGCAAGCUCGCGCCACGAGCUCACCCAUGCUCGGCCCACUGCGUUUGCGACCCAGAUCGCUCGACACAGCAAGAUGCGAGAACAAACCCUCCCAAGGAUCGUUGCCGACCCUGCCUACCGACAUGCAGGCGUCUGGCAGCCAAGUACGUGUACAUCAGCGAAAGGCGGCGUCCCCAGCACCUUCGGAGGACGAGAGCGAACUUCUGAAAUAG
Molecule: messenger RNA, 402 nt
Organism: Symbiodinium pilosum
Lineage: Eukaryota; Dinophyceae; Suessiales; Symbiodiniaceae
Source: the annotation of a GenBank genome assembly